UACACACACACUCGCACGCUCGAGGAGUUCAGGGAAUCCUCGCCUGCACGUAUAUUUCUUAUCAGCCUGUCUGUGCGUCAUGUGUUAAGUAGGUGUGGGCUCGCCUUCCUGGAUUUUUGCUGCAUGCAAAUCAGCUGAGCUGAAUGAAGAUAUAGAUCCAGACAGAAGUUUUUUUUUAUGUCAACAGUCUUUGUGCACUUUUUCAUCAUGCACCAGUGGCGACGAUGAAACACCUGUGGAGGCGUACAAUUCGAACACUGAGGGGAAACGAAGGUAUUGACAAGAAGAAGUUGGUUGAAAUUCUUUGGGAGCCCUGAGAAGCAGUGUCAUCUUUCCCCUCUGGCAUUUCUGCACUCACACAAACGUAAAAGAGGAUCUCUAUUUGGAACUUCUGGCGGGAGGAUUUCCACAUGCGAGUGUGUUUGAGUAACUUCAUCAGGCUGGGAAUAGACCCAGUGAGGCUGGAUCCUGCUGCUCUGGCUUGGCGCUAAGAAGGUGUGUGUCAGCUGGUGUGUGCUAACAACUGGAGAUAACGGCACUCAAGGGCAUGCCUGUGCCGUAAACAACAACCGAUGACUUGCUGUCAUUCAAAAGUAUCUAAGUGAGAUUUGGAAACCUCUGUAAUGCCUCUCCAAGGAACAUCACAGCCAGCAGUUGAGUGUGUGCCACAGUAGAUGGCUGGUAUCAAGAUUGCUUGAUUGCAUAAUUAACUCUUUUUGGUUUGGGAAUCAUGCCCAGAGUCUUUAAACACAGAGGAAAAGAAAGGAAAAAAAACAAACCGUUAUUUCAAUCUGGAUUCUGACACCGAGAUAACUGACGGAGAACGAGGUUUGUUGCAGACUCCCACAUCAUGACUCUUACCUGGACAGACUCCUCUUCCAAUGUGAAGGAAAACUGGGCUUUGGCAGAACUUCUGAAUUCUGAAUAGCAUUUUAGCCUGUGUGCAGCUGGAGUUGGAUUCUUCAAUCAGAUAUGUUGGGAAUUUGAUCAUCUGAACAUAAGGUUUGUAUCAUCCAUCCAGCUUAAGAAUCUACAUCUGAUCAUUAUAUGUCCAGGUCAGAACCUGGGUUUUAAAGACAUUUCAAUCAAACAUCUUCUCGUGUUGGACCUUAAUCUCCCUUGAAUGAGGAUGAGAGGAGACAGGAGGUCUGCUUCCUUUCGUAAGGAGAAACCUGCAGGUCUUUCCCGAGCUCUCAGCUGGCUAAGCGUGUCCAAUCUCUCACGCCAGAACAGUCGAAUCUUCCACAGUCAAAGUGAGCUCCACACCGUCCACACCGUCCACAAUCGCCACACGUACUCACACACUCACCUUCAUACCGCAGAAGGACACAAGGAUGAUGACGACGACUGGGUGUACAAGCCUCAACACAAAAUAGCGGUGUCUAACCUCGACGAGGAGAGCAAGUGGACGGUUCAUUACACGGCUCCGUGGCAUCAGCAGGAGAACGUCUUUCUACCGGGCAGCAGGCCGCCCUGCGUAGAGGAUCUGCACCGGCAGGCCAAAGUCAACCUCAAGACCGCCCUGCGAGAAUGCGACAAGUUGAGGAAAGAUGGUUUCCGGAGCUCGCAGUACUACUCUCAGGGUCCCAUCUUUACUGACCCCGCAGAGUCCACCGUCAGCAUGCAGGACGAGGAAGAUGAUGAAAAUGAUAAAAAGUCCACAGCUUCGUCAGCAGAAGACAACAAAUCCCAGCUUUCCAUGAGACCCCAUACCCCGCUGGGAGGUAGUGAAGGAGGGGACGGGUCAGAGGUUGACGGACAGGUGGGAUGGAACAAGUCUGCGCCCCUCCCCACCCCAGAGGAGAAGAUGAGGCAGACCGCCAAGGCCGUGCCCACAGACAUAGUUGCCAUCAACGUCACAGGGGCAGUGUUUGACCGACAGGCGAGCAUCCGGCGCUCCCUCAUUAACACUGACACCGUGUCCCGCCGGCCCAAGAAGGUCAAACGCAGAAAGACUAUAUCAGGGCUGCCUGACAACUUCAACCUGGAGCUAGCCGCAAAGGGACAUGGUGGAGAGCUCCGGCCGCAUUCCAUGUUCAUCCCGGGUCAGUACUCCACCUUGGGCAGAGCUGUGAGUGUCAACUCUACACUUCGACGUUCACAGACUAAAGACACCAGCUGCCAGACAGAAGAAAUUAAGAUCGUUCCCCCAUCUAUGAGGAGAAUCCGGGCUCAGAGAGGCCAGGGAAUCGCUGCUCAGAUGGCUGGAAUCUCUGCUUCCUCUUCAACUGGAAGCAUUUCAAUCUCGAGCAGCGACAGCUCUGGAAUCUUGAUGCUGCAGAACCAGUUUAAUGGAGACCCUUCCCGCUUUCACAGUCUGCCCCGCCAGGGCGCCAGGGUGUCCCUCAGCGCUGAUCCCAUCUACAGCAGCACCCCCAUCAAGUCGGUGGAGCAACUGACUACCCAGAGGCAGAUUGGGAAGCUUCAGGUUGAUGAAACCGCUGUCCACUUGAGACACGCCCCAAGGUCAGGCACCCUGCCCAGGCCGAAGUCUCAGGAGGUGAGGGGGACCCAAGCAAGUGAUUGGGGUGGAGGUCCAGCUUGUGUAGUCUCGCCACAUGCUGCUUACUCCACCUCGCUCAUUCCAAAUGCCACCAUGUCUGGCUCCUCCGAGGUUAUCACCCUGAACACCUCCGCUCAGCUCCCCCACUCCCCUGCCUCGGCUUACCCCACAGCUCGGCCGCUCAGCUUGGCCUACUCCACCAACACGGACCGCCUGGUCUCCAGUCCAGGAGCCUUCACGCACAGCUCCACCUGCCCAGCCCUUGCCACUUCUACACCCACUCACGCAGCCAACGAUGGCCGCCGGAUAGUCGCAGCCCCCGCUAGCGAGUCUGGGCAAUCAGACAGCAGCAUUCACAGCCACAGCACCCUGGCCCCAACGCCACCGUCCUGUCUGCAGGAGGAGCAUUGGAUCUACGACACGCCAGAGAAUGUGGUGGUUCAACAUCGUACUCUCACCUCCAGCUGCUCCACUCCCAUCAACCAGCUGUACAGCAGCCUGGACCAUUCCUCCAGGACCACCACUGACUCCAGCUCCCUCUAUUCCCAAGAUAAUGAUGGGUACUACACCUCCAUGCACAUGGACUCCGGCCUGCGCUCUCGUAGCCAUGGCAGCGGGCCCAGUGCAGCAGCUGGACGAGCCACGCGGCACAGCAUGUACGAGUGCCGUGAGCUGGCGAAUCAGGAGGACUCUGGGAGCUUGUACAGCGACCGCUCUCUUUCCCGAAGCAUUUCCCUGCGCAAGUCCAAGAAGCCCCCGCUGCCACCAGCUCGUACAGACUCUCUGAGACGCAAGCCCGGAGGGAAAAAGCCGCUCGGAGGUGUGAGCGCCAUCAGCGGCGUCAACGAGCCAGACGGAGCCAUGCUGAACGAGACUCUGAUCGCCAGCUUGCAGCAGAGCCUUCAACUUGGCCUGAGAGGAGGGAAAGGGAAAGGGGCCUCACCUUCGUCACCCUCUCACAGCCCCAGCAGCGACUACGACGACCCCUGGGUGCUGCGGCCGCGCAGUCAAAGUAGCAUCAGCGCAGGAAGCUCCGCGGCAUCCUUUAGGGCUAACGCAAACUGUGGAGGCGUCUCAAACGUGUACUCAUUGUGCCAUAUGACGCCUGCUCAGAGUGAGACCAGCAGCUUGCGCUCGGACUACGCUGACUCCUGGGGCUACUACAUGGACUACCCUCGUAACCAUGGAGACCAGAGGGAACAGACUCCUCCAGAACACAGCACUAAUAACCUUUCCAAUGGGGCUCAAAUGGGAGACUUACAGAAUGGAGGGGAGAUUCACAAAAACAACCAGGCUGCAGGAGCUCCAGGACAGGAGGGGAGAGUAGCAGUAAAGCCCAAGAUGUCCACCUCCUCCCCGGACAGAGUUCACAGACUGACCUCACCAUCCAGCGGCUAUUCCAGCCAGUCCAACACCCCCACAGCUGGAACCCCAGUGCCCUCGGUGGUCAGGUCCAUGUCCCCCUCGGGAAGCCGGCCGAGGCCCAAAGUCCCAGAGAGAAAGUCAUCCCUUCUCUCCUCUGUGUCUAUGUCCUCCUCUUCAACCUCCCUGUCCUCUAACACCUCUGACUCGCUUAAAAGCUUUGGCCCUGCUCCUCCCCCUCCACCACCGCUUCCGCCUUCCUCCUCCUCCUCCGCUCCAAACACCCCUAUUAGCCCACCUCCUCCUUUCCCUCCCCCUCUGCCACCGAGUUCCUGCGAAGGUACUCCUCCGUCAUCUGCUCAACAGGGUCCAGCUCUGAGGCCGACCCCUGCCUGCUCCACCUCCCCAGAGUUCCCGCCUCCUCCAACCCCUGAAAUGCUAAUCUCCCCAAGUUCGUCCUUUAACGGGAGCUUUAGUCCUCCCCCUCCACCUCCCCCUCCACCUCCCCCUCCAGUCCCCUCCAUGGGUCCACCGCCACCUCCUCCACUGCCUGCUUUUGUCCCAUCCUCCUCCCCAUCUUUUGUGAAGGCAGCGAAGGAUUCUCCUAAACCAGAACCUUCAAGCGGCCCGAAGAAGUCACCUAAGCCCCUCAUCACUCCGUUUGCGCUGCAGAGCGUUCAGCUUCGCUCUGUUAAAUGCCCAGAGGAGAAGAUUAAUGGCAAAUCAGAGCACACCAGAGCUCAGGAAACGGGCAUGGACCUCCUUCAGGGUCUCAAACCCCAGAACCAAGAGAAGUCUUCUCCCCUGGAGCAUCCCAGCAUAUUAUGCCUGUCAAACUGCUCCCAGGAGGUAGUUUCACGCAACUCCUCACCAUCGCCUGUCUCAAAGCUCUUAGAAGAUUUCUCUUUUGACUGCAGUAUCACAGACUACACACCAGAGCGUGCUCUCAUAAAUGGAAAAGGCGAGGAUCAGAGUUACAUUUUCUUAAAUGGAAAGGAGGGCGUUGAAGAGCCGUGUCCCCAAGAGAGCUCCAAAAGCUCUCCUGCCAAACAGAAACCUCCGGCAGUCUCCAAGAAACCCAAAAUCUCUUUUUUACCACCGUUUAACUCCCAAACGAUCAAUGGACAGGCUCCAUCUUCACAGGAAGACAUACACAUGCUGUCACACGCAGAAGACCAAGUAGAUGGACCGAAAAGAGACACAAAGGAAGAGGAGAAAGAAAUAAAAGUUGAGCGACGGGAGGUAGACGAGGAGGACAUUUCCGAGAGUUCAGAGCUUCUUGUGGAGAGCAGCGAAACGUCCACAGUUAGCCCGGACGAGUUCCAACUCCCUGCUCCUAACAGCCAGGAGACAAGGUUUGAAUAUGAACUGUGCACUAAUGGAGAGGCUCAUGAAGAGGAAGAGGAGGAAGGAGACGGAACAAGUAGCACGACUGGAUCCGUUAGCUCCAAGGACGACGACAAUGGUGAAGUGUUUGACUCCAGCACGGCUGAAUCGUCUCCAGCCCCGUCGGCCAACGGCACCCCUGAGGGUAAAAUGGUGACCCCUACUCCCUCAAGGACCCGAACCACGGAGGACCUCUUCGCUGCCAUUCACAGGUCAAAGCGGAAGGUCCUGGGUCGAAGGGAAUCUGACGAGGAAAAGUCUCGCACUGGGAGCCAACCCCAGUCUCCACCUGUCACCCCUACAAUCACGCCCCCUGCAUCCAUAUCCCCGUCUUCCCGACAGACCAGCUCCAUCCAGCGAAACCUCCGCAAGUCCUCCACCAGCAGUGACACCUUCAAGGCCCUCCUCCUGAAAAAAGGCAGCCGCACAGAGACCAGCUUCAGGAUGUCUGCCGCCGAGAUGCUUCGCACGACCGACCCUCGCUCGCAGCGAACGCGCUCAGAGUCGGCAUUAGACUCCCCCGCUGCUUCGCCCUCCUCCCCUACACACAGCCCCCUUACCUCCCCUGGGCGUGGUAAAAGGGCAACAGAGGAGUGGAGCCGCUACGAGGCCUUGUCUCUGUCGUCACCGACUUCGUCCUAUUCGUUUGGCGGGUUCAAGUACGGACGCUCACGCACGCCACCCUCUGCUGCCAGCAGCAAGUACAACGCGCGCAACCGGAUCCUCAGCAGCCCGAUGACUGUAAUCUGUGAGCGAGAGGGCGAGCUGGCUGAGAGCGAGUACGGAGACACUGCAGAAAGUCUGUCAGGUCCCAAGAAUCAGACUCUCCCUGUGCUCCAAGACUCUAAUGGCACUUUAUCUGAAGAGAGCAGAAGUUAGAACGCAACAAAGUCCCUGAAACGCAGGGAGCUGAACAUUCAUCAUAUGCAGGUAGUGGGCAGGAAGAGGAGCCAAUAAGAGGCCCUCUAGAGACACCUUCCUGAGCCCCACCCCUUCAGUGCUGCCUAUGAGGGAGCGGACGUGUCGGGACCUGAUGUGAGGUCAGAGAUCGCCCAAACAUGGACCGGGUUGAACUGAGUCUGAAGUGGAGGACUGGUUCUGCUGCAGCUUUUUUGUUAAUCCAAUGAUUCUCUCUCCCUCUUCUUUGUUUGCUGACUCACCUUUUAUGUUGAGGAUAGUGUUUCCUUCCUUUAAACCCGGUGUUCUAAGUUUGUUUUCCAUUUGUUUUGCUGUUUUUUUUUUACAUAAUUGUCCUUAACAUGCAGGAACAUUUGGGUUUUUUUUUUUGAACGACAAGGUUUUACGAGGGCAAACAAAGGUGAACUGAAGGACUUGAAAAGUCACAGGUUUUGUGAUGAACUUUGCUACUGCAGUGCUCUGUAGCUAGGCAGUGAGAAAGAGUGAACAGUAAUGGUUUAGAUGCUUCUUAGCUUCUGCAUCUCUCUUGGUUCUGAAAGUGUUGGAGAGCACUUGGUUUGCAGGCGUUGGCUUAAUGCAGCCCAUCGAAUGUUCUAUAAAGAAUAGGAAGUAGUGGGAAGCCGCCGCUUUACGCUAGAACUUUGCUGCAGUUAUCACCAAGUUUUGUUUUCUGCUUUUAGGUCAGCCUUUCAGUUUGCGGAGCUGGUGUGUUCAGUGUUCCAGAGGAAGUGCAGAGGGCUCAGUGCUGCCACCUAGUGAUGGACAAUUGGGUGUACAAAGUCUCACCCAGAAGAGCAGAUUUUAACUAAAAAAAAAAAGGCUCAUAAAACCUCUAUUAAUGGAAUUUUAGUUUUGAGAUUUUUUGCACUGUGCAUAGGUCUUUUUUCUUUGUGAGUUAGAAACCUACGUUUUAAAGAUUGUUUUAACAAACAAAUGAUGUCAUGAGUUGUGAUUUUAAGAAUCUAUAAAUGUCAAGCCAGAAAAUGAGGAUAGGAAUAAAGCUUAUUCCACCGUCGGGGGUCUUUUUAGCGAUCAUGUUUGUUACCAAAGAGCUGGAAAAUGAAAUGCCGGCUAUAAAACUGGAAGUGAACACAAUCUGAGAGUGUGACUGCUUAACUCGAGCAUUGGGUUCAGCGUUUGUUUGCGUGGACCUGUUAGUAGCGUUUAGGCUUGAAAUGAUUCCUAAAAUGCUGUUGACCUUUCUUUUUUGCAGUUCUUUAUUGUUUGGUAUGUAAAUAGAUAGAGAAAUGAGUUUUAAGUAACAAUCUGGACUUAUUUUCAAAGACUUUGUACAUUUUUUUUUUAGAGCCCUGUGUUUGUGGAGGGAGGUGGUUUCUUUUUGUAGAUUAUUUAUUUUCUUUAGCAGGCCUGUGGUGCGCUGUCAUCAUCAACCAGCAAGCUGACAAGCAGGCACCAGGAGGUCAAGGGGCUACAUUUACUCUGCUGAUCCCAUCAGGCCAUUUCAUCCAUUUAAAGGUGCUUCAAAGCAACAACAAAAAUGCAAUAAUGUCAAUAUUUAUGCUUAAGCCUCCUACUGCCCUUAAUCUUGAGUCAUGCAAAGCCUCCAUUGGUGCUCACGGACGAGUAAAUGUGGCCUCUUUAGAGUCAUAAACUGACCCUGUGGUUAAAUCACCUGUGACCAAAUUGUGUCUCCCAGCACCCGCCCGGCUGUGACGGAGCACUUGAGAGGAUCUCUGGUGACAGGAAACAUCUCGAUCUUAAAACAAGAGAUCGUGAAAAGACCUGAGGAUGGAAGGAGUCAUGAGGUAGCGGCGCUGAAGGCAGGCUGCUAACGCUCUGUGUAUGUCUGUGAAAUAAAAACAAAACAAAACAAGGUGAUAUUUAAA
Labrus mixtus (cuckoo wrasse) is the source of this 8016-nucleotide messenger RNA. It is a transcript of the gene nhsl1b, whose product is annotated as NHS-like 1b. Bases 1124 to 6130 code for a protein of 1668 amino acids. The record is from RefSeq and is a predicted model, not a curated record. Gene Ontology annotation, biological process: cell differentiation. Lineage: Eukaryota; Metazoa; Chordata; Actinopteri; Labriformes; Labridae. The transcript has 8 exons.